Messenger RNA from Centrocercus urophasianus (Greater sage-grouse), 8076 nucleotides. It is a transcript of the gene MLLT6, whose product is annotated as MLLT6, PHD finger containing. The transcript is spliced from 21 exons. Gene Ontology annotation, biological process: regulation of transcription by RNA polymerase II. Bases 2346 to 5516 code for a protein of 1056 amino acids. The record is from RefSeq and is a predicted model, not a curated record. Gene Ontology annotation, molecular function: histone binding; nucleosome binding. Gene Ontology annotation, cellular component: nucleus. NCBI's taxonomy places the organism in Eukaryota, Metazoa, Chordata, Aves, Galliformes, Phasianidae.
GCCGAGGUUCAUCUGGACGCUUCGAUUUGGUGGCAGGAAUGGUUUCAAAUUGUGGCAUGCGAGGCUGCGUGCUUCUGGGCCCCACGGCCACGGAGAUGGAUGUGUUGGCUGCUAACAGCAGGCAGGUCGUGUUGAUUUGGUAGAGCUGGAGCAUGUUGGAAGAGCCCCUGGGAGAGCACUGCUGGUGUGGUUGGAAAGCACAGCCAUGUAAGUAGGAUGUAGCAGCUCAUGGGGAGCAGAGCAGUGUGCUGUGGCUGCUCACAACACCUUCAGUCUGCGCCCCAAGCACAGCAGCACUGCGGUGUUUUGCUGGGCUUCGGGUUCCUAAAGAGAAGCAAACCAUUGUGGGAGUUCAUCUCAUCUCCUUCCCCAUGGCCACACGCUGUGUUUGACGCCUGAAUAGCUGCAGAACCAAAGCAGGGCUCAGUGAGGAACCCCCUCUCAGCAUAGAGCUGAAUUAAAAACCACCAGUACCGCUUGUGUGACAACGCUACCACAUCCCUCCAGCCAAAAAAAAAAAAGAAAAGAAAUAAUUCAAGACCUUAACAAAAAUUGGAAACGAAAUCUCCAAGAAGAACAUUUGCAGAUGACGUUUUCAGCUCUGCCUUAUUGACAGCCUGCUUUUCUCCUUGUUUUCUUCCCCGUUUUCCUUUUGGAAGCAGCGGGCACAGAAGCUCACGCUGGCUCCAGCUGAGUGCUUGCUGUUGGCCCUGAGCCUGUUGCUAAAGAUGGACCCUCGGCAGGCUCCUCUGUCAUUGCUUUCAUGUAGUUUCUAUUUCCUUGUGUCUGUGCCUUGGCUCAUCUUGCAGUCGGCUCUCUCAGUUUAACUCCAGCGUUGCGUUCGUUCUCCUGGCUGAAGUAGAAUAGAAGACAUUGGAGAGAUGGAGAGAGGCUGCUGCGGGUCGUGGCUGCUCCUUUCCCCGGGGACAGCACCGGAUUGCUUCCAGCAGGAUAUUUUCAGAUGCUUUGUCCAACCUAGUUUCAAAUGUCUCGAGUGGCCGGGAUUCCAUUCCAACUGCCAGCUCGCAUCUGAAAGUGGAAUACAGGAGAUAGAAUUUGCUCUUUCCUGGGAGAAUUCCCCCACCUGGACACACACAGCUUUGUUUCUUACCCCUAUCUCUACCAGCUCUGUUGCUAUAAACCCACCUGUGCGGUGCUCAGGUUCCCUCAAGGCCUCAACAGAGAGCAUCCAUGGGCAGACAGAGGGAGAAGGUGAUGUGCUUCAAGCAGCACUGCCCUGUGGGACGAGGAGAUGAAUGUUAGAGGUGUGGGAGCUGCAGCUUGCAGGGGGAAACCUCUGAGACAAUCCAUAGUGUGCAAAGCAAGAGGGGCGCCUGGUGCAGCAGGGUGAGGAAGCAGUUUUGUUGGGAGAUGGAGUUAGCACAGCCUGUUCCUGAGGUGCUCCUGAAUACCCGAAUUUGGUGCUCUUCCCUUCACCGUGCUGAGAUCGUAUCUUACUGUUAAUUAUGGUGAGGGUGCUUAGCAGCCAUCUAUGGGGCAGUGUUAGAUUCAGUGUUAGAUCCAGAUGGCUGGCGAUGCUUGCAAAGUUAAGGGGUAAGAAUUGACCCCAUUUGUGUUCAUUGGGCAGAACUGGUCCCGGUCUCUGAAGUGCUGCAUUCCCACUCAGGGCAGAUUCUCACUGGAAUGCUUCACUCUGGGUGUGAGCUCGUUGCAUCACUGUGUCAUGCUGGACCUCUCACUGUGGGCUGCCUGCUGUUGUUGGGUGUGGAAACGAGGAAGGGGAAGAGAAUGCUGCUCGAGUGUAAUUCUUGGUUCUGUUACCCACUUCUGACUGAUAAGACCCGAUUUGGUCCAUUCAAAGGUGGUCAGAUGAAUGUUUCUGCUUCCCUUGCAGCUUGCUAUGGGAUUGUCCAGGUUCCUACUGGACCGUGGUUCUGUCGGAAAUGUGAAUCUCAAGAGAGAGCCGCCAGGGUGAUACAGCUUGUAAGCAGCUUUGAGGUUCCACCACAAGCGUGUGCGUUGGCUAAAUAUUGACGUUUCUACUUUGAAAGCAAGAUAGGAAGGUGCAAAGGAUGCUGCCCUCCUUGAGAACUUUGCGGUGUCUGCGUCUGUGCUUUAAGGGAGGUCCGUCUCUUUGGUUUUGGAAGGAGCUCAGUGCCCUGACCGCAGUGGGAUGCUCCCAUGGCGCCGUCCCUGAGUCCACAGCCCUUGGGGAGGAGGGGGAGGGGGGGUCGGGAGCUCCAACCUUGCUUUUAAUCAACCAACUCCGCUCUUUUCCCGAAGAAUUGAAGUAAAAACCCCGGAGGCUGCACAGGUUGAGCGAAAGGAGGAGGUACCGUUAAUCCCUGCCCGCAUCCCGGCUCAGAUGUGCGGGUCCCUAAAGGAUGCAGCCGAUGCUUUGUGCUUACCUGUCUCAGUUCACCCGGUUGUUUUUUCUGUCUUGGCUUUCCAUGCUAAUUGUGAGAGCCUCUCCGUCAGUCUGGACCCAAGCAGCAGCAAUGCGAACUGUGUAUUCCAAGCAAAGUUGCAGGGAAAGCGAGAGAUGUGAGCUGUGUCCCCACAAAGAUGGAGCCCUGAAACGGACUGACAACGGAGGCUGGGCCCACGUUGUGUGUGCUCUGUACAUCCCCGAGGUGCAGUUUGCCAACGUGCUGACCAUGGAGCCCAUCGUCCUGCAGUACGUUCCGCACGACCGCUUCAACAAGACCUGCUACAUCUGUGAGGAGCAGGGCAGGGAGAGCAAGGCAGCUUCUGGAGCCUGCAUGGCGUGCAACCGGCACGGCUGUCGGCAAGCUUUCCAUGUCACCUGUGCCCAGAUGGCCGGCCUCUUGUGUGAGGAAGAAGUCCUGGAAGUUGACAAUGUCAAGUAUUGUGGCUACUGCAAGUACCACUUCAAUAAGAUGAAGACCUCACGGCACUCUGCAGGCAGCUCCUUCAUUGCUGGGAGGAGGAGCAGGUCCACGUCCCCCACCCAGGAGAAGCACGUGUCCCACCACGAAAGGCCAAAGAAGAGUCGUAAGGACAAAGAAAGACCCAAACAGAAGCACAAAAAACGUCCAGAAUCUCCCACCAGCCUUCCAACACCCACGGUGCCCAUCGCUGCAGAAAAGGGCUCCACCAGCCACCAUGAGGGGAGCAAAGAGACCUCAGAGGUCGGGAGAUCAGAGGUGAAAGGCAAGAAGUCCUCGAGUCAUGGCAGCAGCCACAAGGGGAAGAAGACGGGGAGCGGGAAGAACUCGGCUGGGUUCAGCUCUGCAUCUUCCAGCAGCACCUUCCAGCCUGCAGGCACCUCCUGCAGCUCCUUGCAAUGCUCCCAGGAUUUCAUGGCGUUCCCCAAGCUAGAGCAGGACGACGAGAAGUACCGCAAGCCCGUCUCCUCCUCUUCGUCUUCCCACUGCUCCCCGCUGUAUGAAGGCCAGAAGGGGGACAUCUUUGAGCAGAAGGUGAUCUUCUCAGGCUUCGGGUCCAUCAUGCGCUUUUCCACCUCUGCUGUGAGCCAGCCGAGGGGCCGCGAUGCUUCCCCUGUGGAUUACAAAGCCUCAAACCCCAUCGGUGGCCCUUCAGCAACGGGCAGCGCUGCCACAAGCAGCAGCCACAAGCGUAUGCCAUCCCUCAGCAUGGAAGAGGGAGAGGUGCUGAAGGAAAAGAAGCACAAAGGCAGCAAGAAAAACAAGCACGGGCCUGGCAGGCCAAAAGGGGGCAAAAGCAAAGAGAUGUUGGGUGCCCAGCUGGCUGGGUCCACGUCGACAUCCUCGUCGCCGUUCUCUGGAGGUUCUCUCGUCAGCUCCAGCAUCAGCAACUCUUCGCGGCCCUUCAGCCACACGGGGAACCUGCCCAGCCUCAGCUUGGAGUCCCCGCUGCUGAGUUCAGGGAUCUACACCAGUAACAAGGACCCUAUUUCCCACGGGGGUGGAGUGCUCCGCGCUGUUUGCAGCACACCCCUCUCCUCCAGCCUUCUGGCACACCAGGGCACCGCUUCCAUCCCGCCGCUCAACCGCUCUCCUUUCGCGAGCACCAUCCCCACCUCCUCCUCCUCCUCCGUCUCCACCACGCAGGUGUUCUCUCUGGCAGGUUCCACGUUCAGCCUCCCCUCCUCACAUAUUUUUGGAAGCCCCCUCACAUCUGGGCUGUCCAUCAACCCGCUCUUAAAUCAGUCGGAAAGCAGCCGGGCAGAGCCCGACCUGGAGGACUGCAGUUUCGGCUGCCGAGGGACUUCGCCCCAGGAGAGUCUCUCUUCCAUGUCCCCCAUCAGCAGCCUGCCGACCCUCUUUGACCAGACGGUGUCCUGCAGCAGCAGCGGGCAGCUGGAAAAUGUCCCCCAGGCCACCCCCAACAUCGAGCAGCUGCUGGAGAAGCAGGGCAAUGGGGAAGCUGGCGUUAACAUUGUAGAGAUGCUCAAAGCUCUGCACUCGCUGCAGAAGGAGAACCAGCGGCUCCAGGAGCAGAUCAUGACGCUGACAGCCAAGAAGGAACGUUUGCAGCUCCUCAACGUCCAGCUCUCUGUCCCUUUCCCGGUGGUGACCAGCAGCAACGGGCCUGGCAGCCAAACCCAUUACAUCCUGCCCAGCAACGUGUGCAACAAUGAUUCCCUGAGCAUCAGCAAGAGCCCCCCCUGCAAGAACAGCUUUGGGAUUGAGAACUCGCUCUCCACUUCCUCUGAGGACCCUCAUUCAGGUUGCCCCAGCAGGAGCAGCUCUUCCCUGUCCUUCCACAGCACUCCUCCACCCCUGCCCAUGCUGCAGCAGAGUCCUGCCUCGCUACCCCUUCCCGGGGUGCAGCAGGUGAAUGGCCUGGCCAGGGUGGCAGGCAGCGGGCUGGGGGGUGGCACCACUGCCAGCCACAGCCUCUCCACGGUGCCCAUGGUGGACGGCCUGAUGGGGACCGUGGCAGGAGGUCAGCAGAUGCCCAUCAACGGGAUCCUGGGGAAUCUGAACGGAGCUCAGGCCGCCCAGCCUCCAAGCGCGCUGACGCAGGCGAGCGGCCCUCCGACCUUGCAGCUCUCCACCAGCCUGAGCAGCAUGCCGAGCCUGAGUCCCCUGACAGAGCAGCAGCGGCACGUCUUGCACCAACACGAGCAGCAGCUCCAGCAGCUCCAGCAGCUCCUGACUUCUCAACCGCUUAAUCCGGAGCAGCAGGCCCUGGUGUUCCAGAUGAUGCAGCAAAUCCAGCAGAAGAGGGAGCUGCAGCGGCUGCAGAUGACGAGCUCAUCCCAGCUAUCCAUGAGCAGCCUCCUGGCAGCCACCUCCACCCCCCUCCUGCACUCCAGCACCAGCGCCCCGAUGACCUCGGCCCCCCAGCAGCCCCCCAACAGCAGCUCCCUCAUGGCCUCCCUCUCCCCCCAGCAGCUCAACCCUAGCAAUGCCCUCCUGGCUCCACCACAGGCCACCCCACCGCUCAGCGCUCCUGGGAGCAGCCUCAUGGCUUCGGGGACAGGCAUCCCUCCCGUCCUCACAGCACAGACUAACCCGUUUCUCAACCUGCAGGCUGAUGGCAACACCCCAAAAGGAACGAACAUGAAUGAAAAGGGAGCUCCUCUUACCCAAGACAAGGGCUAAGCUCCCUCUCACCCUGAACAAACCAGCAGCCAACUCCUCUCAGCCAGGGGGAAUGUGGCUUUCCACAGUCAGCAGCUUUGGUACUGUUAGAGCAAUGAGCACAAGGCUUCCGAGAAGCAUUUCCUGCUGCUGGGCAAUGCCAAGAGGUGCUUUGGAAGACAGUCCGUCUCCGACCAAGCCCUGCUAUCGGGAGGAGCGAAGGUGGGGGGCAGCUUUGCCACGCUGCUCCGUGCCCCACGUGCUCAGAGCGAAGCCGUGUUUCCAGACAGAGUAGAGGAGAGUUAACACCGCGUGCCACCAACUGCUGUGAGCACAGGAGCGUGUUCUGUGUGUGCACUGAGAGCACGGAGCAUCCUCAGCCGAGAGCUUGGUGGAGGGGGGGGCACCCCCUGCUGAGGACACUGGUGUGCAGUGCAGGGGGACGUGGAGGUGCCCUCGGAGGCAGCGCUGGAUGGGACCCACCUGGGGAUGCUGUGGUGGUACCUACGUGGUCUGCUCCUUCCCGCUGGGGAGGUGAAGAUGUUCCACAGAUGUUCUCGCCUGCUGGGCCCUUGGGAUGCUCUUGGGAGCCGUCACACGAUGCCCUUUACACCUCAGCUGGAUGCAGCCCCAGCCUGAAGGACACGGGUGGUGGAGCGAUGGGUGAGGAGUGGUGUUUGGAGAGCUGCAAGCUGCUGCUGCUGUAAAGGACGCGGCCAUGCAGCUGCUGGUGGGUCAGUGCUGUGCUUGGGGCGUGAAAAGCACAUUCCUGCUCCUCGUGCUGCCUCUCUUUCCUUCUAAGAUGUCCAAAGCCCGACGUUCAGCUUGCAGAAAGGGGCUGUGGUCGGUGUUGCCCCAUCUCAGCCGUCUCCUGAAGGCGCGUUGAAUCUGGCUCUGACAUCCCAAGCCUCAGCUGGGCAACAGAAACGUGCGUGCAUGGAAAAGACAGCCCCAGUCGUGGUGCAUCCUUUCCCCACCACAAAUCGUUCCAGUCUGGCAAAAAAAACCAACCAACCAAACCAACAGAAAACCAACCCCAAGGAACGGCGUUCUUCCAUGUGUCUUAGGCACUGAGAGAGGGGAUCUCCAAGCAGCAGGGCGUCGUUGAGCUCCACGUUGGGGCAUUGGAGCCUUUGUUCUCUUCCACCUUUUGACCUUAACUCCGUCUCACAGUCCAGAACCUCAGCGAGGAGCUUCUGCUUCUGAGCCCGGAUGUCACAGAUGGACGGCAGGGCAGGUGGGGCUGCUCUGAAGGUGGGGAGCAUUACGUCAAACGUAGACGUGCUCCUCCUUUUCCUCUUCCCAGUUCUCCUGGGGGGGAGGAGGUGGGGGACAGGGGUAAAAACUCCAGCAGACAGAAGCUCCGAGGGUCUUAAAAUGCAACACGUGGGCAGACCUGAAUCUUUUUCAGCACAUUCCCACUGCCCCUAACUGGUUUGCACUAUUCGAAUUUGUCAGCAGUGGGUCUGUGCUGAUGGGAAUAGAAGGCUGGUGGUGGGCAGAUCUCAUCUGUGAUGUCUUUUUUUAUUAUUUUAUUUUUUAUUUUUUCUUAUUUUGGUUUGGUUUGUUGCUUGCUGUUUGGGAAAUGAUCACCCCGAGGGUUGGAUAAAGCUAAAGACCAGAGGGAAAAGCUCCAUUCUGAUCUGCCGUUCUGCAAACUGGGCAGCACGCAGCCGUCUGCUCGGAAAUACGUUGUACACCGUUUGGAUUUCAAUUCUUGAAAUGCAGGAAAGCUGACGUUUUAACAAGGUUAGGAAGGAUGGGGAUGGCAGCUAACAAGGAAAAAUCGAACCCGAGGACAAAAAAGCUCCCCCUCCUCGUGGUCCCUGCAGCGCAGCCCCAGCUCUGAGCACCUCCUCCCCGUUGCAUCCAUUGGGGCUGGGGAUCCGCCAGCAGCUGUGAGCUCUGCCUGCUGCUGCCGUGCUCACCUGGGGCUCUGAUUCAAUUCUGACGACGCUUCUUUUUCUUUUUUGUUUGUUUUUUUUUCCACUGGGAGGCCCCUAUGGGGAGGUGCCACCUGCUGACCCGCUUCCCCGGGCGCAUGCAGGCUGCUGCAGAGCGGAGCCACGUCCCAGCUCUGCAGGGAAAGACCCGGGAGCAGGAGGGGAGCAGGGAAGGAAAGGGCUCGAUGGGUUCCAGCGGCGUGGCUCUGAUCAGCAAAUCAAAGCCCUUGCUUGGAUCCGUGGCUCAGCACCCCGAUGCUGAGCGCCAGCGGGAAGCCGUGCGGUCAGGAGAGGCUCGUAGGGCAGGUGAGAGCCCCGCAGAUAAAGCACUUACACAUUCCUCGGGGCUCUUGCUGAGAUGCCAGCCCCUCUCAAGGCCCCUCCUGCACCCUGAGGUCCCUUUGGGCAACGGGGAGGGCGGGGGGGUCAGCAGCGAGCACCCGUAUGGCUGUGAAGAGAGGAGGAGGAGGAGGAAGGAAAAGAAAAGCUAAAGAUGAGCUGUGUUUCAGUUGCACUGGGGUACGUUUCUUUACCCAUUUUGAUGCUAAUGUCUCAUUUAGUACGUUGCAUGUGUCUUUCUUUUGUUUUGUUCUGUUUCGUUUUUUUUUUUUAAUUAAAUAAAAGAGGAAAAAUGUGUA